GACCAACUGUUUGGUCAAAGCGUUGUCUGUAUUGCGAGGAAAAAACAUAAACAAAACAAUCAUUGAUUUCGCGAUUAAAUUGUGACCACAAUUAUAGCGUCGAUUCGCAGAGCAAUGAGCGGUCGAUACGCGGAACGGAUGCGUCGAUUGAGUGGUCGUAUAUUCGGUGACUACACGCGCCCUCCGGUGCCGAAGCAGAUCCAAAAGCCGCGAAUGCAUUGCCGCAAAGAGAGGGACGCCUUCCAGUCGUAUCACUACCGCAAUGAGUUAGUGGUGCAGAGGCUGUCGGCACUGCCCAUGGACUUAGACCCGCAGCGCAAUCAUCUGUAUUAUCCGCCGCAUCCGCAACACUAUCGGCUCAUUAAUACUCUCCGAGAGUUAGGACUUUUCCGUGACGAACACUUGGACUUUAAGGACGAGAUUAGGCGCCAGAAGACGCUGAGAGGGAAACGCGUUUUUGGCAAAUACUCGAAAGAUUACAAUAAAUAGUCAUUUGUUUGUCAUAUUUAGGAGUUUUUAAAACACAUGAUUCGCAGA
Messenger RNA from Medioppia subpectinata, 537 nucleotides. The record is from the annotation of a GenBank genome assembly. NCBI's taxonomy places the organism in Eukaryota, Metazoa, Arthropoda, Arachnida, Sarcoptiformes, Oppiidae.